Molecule: messenger RNA, 2722 nt
Organism: Falco peregrinus (peregrine falcon)
Lineage: Eukaryota; Metazoa; Chordata; Aves; Falconiformes; Falconidae
Product: POU class 2 homeobox associating factor 1
Exons: 6
Coding region: 206-742 (178 amino acids)
Biological process (GO): regulation of gene expression
Cellular component (GO): nucleus
Molecular function (GO): protein binding
Source: RefSeq, a predicted model, not a curated record
UCUGCUGUCCUGCUAUUUUCAGACUCCGCUGCUGGUGGCUGUCACUGCCAGGCAGCCAGCUAUUGUCUAUGAUUUGAUCCAGACAGGAGCAGAUGUCAAUGCUGUAGACCACAAAGGGCAGUCAGCUUUACAUCUUGCUGCAACAUACGGGUAUGCCCAAGUCCUUCAGGUUAUACUGUCACUAGGUUUCCCCCUUGAUUUAGAAAUGAAAGAUUUUGAAGGUCAUACCCCUCUGCACUGCGCUGUCCUGGCUCACAACGCCCUGCUCCGGGAGCGGGGCUGCCAGGCGCUGCCAGAGGAGCAGCAGAAAGAUCUUCAGCACCAGAGCGAAGAGCUGGAGUCCUGCAUCCACCUCCUGGUGCAGACGGGAGCCUCCAUCUACAGCCGGGAUGUGAAAAGCAACAAGACAGUUCUUCAUUAUACGGUCCAGGAUGGGAACAUCUCCCUGCUCAGAUACUUCUUGGAGCUGAAUGCUUUCAAGUCCAAGGACUUUGUUAACAACAAGGCACAUGGCAACACAGCUUUGCAUAUGGCAGCCGCAUUGCCUCCUGACAAGAACCAGAAAGAAAUCGUCCAGUUGCUCCUUGACCACGGGGCAGACCCGAGCAUCCGCAACUUAGACAACGAUCAGGCAAUCCACAUGGCUCCUCCUGGAAAAGCUGGGGAUCAGGUUAGGCAUUUGCUGAAGAAAGGGAAAGUCGCAUCUGCAUUCAUCUCCUGUCGCCGAAAUGCCAGAUCCUAGGGUGCCUGCAGUUCCUGGGACGGCUUCAACUGCACUUGCUGAUUGCACAUGGCCUCUUAGAACAGCUGUGAGGAUGGCUCACCAACACGUCCCUGCCCCUAGAGCCUUUCAACCAGGUGUUCCUCAAUGUCACCUCAAUGUCUCAACCUGUAGACCACGAGCAGCAUGCAAGAGAUCAGAAGAUGAGCUUUCAAAUGGUUGAAAACUUUAUUUUGUUAACAAAGAAUACUAAUAAACUUCGAGCAUUGCUUGCAAGCCAGGAGGCAAGCAAAGCAAACGGCUCUUACAUAAAUAAGGAAAUGUUCAAAGUACAGCCAGCCUUUGAUUUGGUGGCAGCUGAAAGCCGCGGUGGUGGUGGAACACAAGACGGUGGUUUGGCUAUAAAAGGUUGAGAAAUGCUGCUCUAAGACAGGCUCAAACUGUGCCGCCUCUUAGGUCCUCUGCAGAGGGACUGGUUGAAGUGAUGAAGCCUUUGGGAUGUGUGAUUACCUCCAUCGUUCCUGCUAGCCGGGGAAUGCAGGAACCUGAGGGGAGGGAAAAGACUGGAUGGAAGAGGUCAAGUCAGCCUGAGGAGUCGCCCAUGGCUGUAUUUUAUGCGAGUGAGUGGACAACCAAACACAAGAGCUCCAAGUGAGGGUUCCUGCACGCUGCUGCUACCCCAUUUCUUAGCACUUUUUGGAGGAAAGCUGAAGCAGCUGUCCAUGCCACAGUCUCCCACCCCACCCCGAGAAAAGAAAACAGAUGCUUUUAGAAGCAAGUGCGUAGAAUCAUAGAAUAUCUCCAGCUGGAAGGGACCCAUAAGGACCAUCGAGUCCUCCUCACAGGACUACCUAACAUAACAACAUGGGUCGGGUUCUCAGCAGGGCAGGUUCCUGUGGCUCCCAGUGCUUCCCAGUGAAGGGAAUCCUCUCUGGGACAUCUGAUCCGAUCCCAGUCUCCAGCUCUGCUGGCCAAACACAGCUUUGGAAGCAGCUCAGUGGGGAGCUGAACCCUCCCCUGAGCUAAUGCCUGCGGAGGAGACCGGCUUCCUUUGGGUCUCCAGCGGGUUUUAGGCAUGGACAGGGUAGAAAACUUCUGAGCUGCGUGGGCUUGUCCGCAGCAGGGUCAGAGUGCAGUGUAGUUAGCAAGUGCUCUCCUGUUCCCAUUCUUACCCAAGAGGGCGUUUGAACAGGUCCUUCUUAUUCUUUCUGUGAAAUGAUUUGUGAAUUGCUGUGCAAUCGACUGGCAACAGCGUCUCUGCCGGGUCGGUGGGAUGGAGGGAGGCAGAUGCCCGGAGGGAGCGCGAGCCAUGGUCUGACAGCCCUUGCGCAGAGCGGGGCUCACCGGCGGUACGCGUCCGGAGCUACAUUUGCUGAUCUCUCAGUGUUGCACAAGUUAUUGCUUCUAGCAGGACUGAACAAUAAGACGAAGGGCAGAUGUCUCAAAUCGCUGCAGUAACUUCCUUGAUCGCCCACACGAUGGGACGGGAUUUUCUGCAGCAUUUGCCAGUCUCACGGGCCUGGGCUGUUUAAACAACUGUUUAGCAGACUUGAACAAAAGCUCUUAAGAAAUGCAGUGAUCGUCUCAACUUUCUCAGCCCUCCUCUCUGCUGUUUUGCUGUUACUUCUCACUACAUUGUAUCUACAAACCUGCCAACAUCCGCUGACAAAAAAGCAGGCAUGUAUUUGCAUGUGUUUGCAUAAAUUUGCAUGUAUCUGGGCUUAGGCCAGCAAAAGCAUGUGCUUUCUUACUUUGAAGCGAUGUUAUUACAAGCCCUGGAUUGAGUGAUAAUUGCAUUGGCGAGUUUGUACUGUCUGUCCAGACAAAACGGUCAAUAAAGCAUCCGUUUCUUGAACUUGCUGGCAGCAAAACCGUAAAACUGUGACCAGCAUGUGGCACGUGACGCCCUAGGGAAAAUGUAGAACGCUUUUUGCCAUCUAGAAAUGUCUGCAAGGUGACAGAAGUCCUUUUGCAGCAAGUAAAAAUAAUACACGAACUGCG